AUGUCUGCUGCGACGGCCAAUCAUAAACCACCAGCUACCAUCGGCGGCGUCAAUGGGCUCCCGGUCGAGAACCCAUGUCUUUCUUUCUGGCAACAGACCACCCGAUCAUUCCCACAUCUUCUGGCAAACUCUGAGGGCCCCCUCCCACAAACUACAAAAUAUCUAGUCAUAGGCUCCGGGCUUUCUGGAGCUCUGACCGCCUUCGAACUUGUACACUCAGCUGGCGUGCCCGGGAGCGAUGUCGCCAUUCUGGAAGCGCGAGAAGCUGCCUCCGGAGCUAGCUCGCGCAACGCAGGGCACGUCCGACCCGAUGCCUUUCGCGGGUUUCAAGUCUACCGGAGGGUACACGGCACAGAACAAGCGUUGAAGAUAAUCGCAAACGAGAAAGAUGUUCUCGACAAGAUCAAUACGUUUGUGAACAAGCAUGAUGUCCCUUGCGACUUCAACCUCGCAACCACGCUCGACGUGUGUCUGACUCCCGAGUUUGCCGAGUUUAAUGCUCGAAGCUUCAAAGAGUACCAGGAGGCUGGUGGUGAUUUGAGCCAUGUGAAGCUCUACGAGGGGGAGGAUGCCAAAACAAGGACGGGCAUAAAGGACACCGUGAGCGCGUACGAGUGGCCUGCUGGAUCCAGUCAUCCUGCAAAGCUAGCCCAGUGGCUGCUGGCCCAGAGCAUUGCCAAGGGCGCAACGUUGUUCACGAAAUGCCCGGCUCUGAAGAUUUCCAAGAGCUCAGCUGUGGAGUCAUGGUGGGAUGUCGAGACUCCCAAGGGCAUCAUAACUGCGAAAACAGUAGUCCACUGCACCAACGGGUUCGCCGGCCACCUCAUUGCUCAGCUGACGCCAUACGUAACACCAACGAGGGCUCAGGCACUUUCAUUCGUCCCGCCGAUGGCUUUGGCUGGGAGGAGCAUCUUAGCCAGCACGAUGUCAUUGCGAUACAGCCUCCACAAUUUCUACUCCGUAAUGCAGCGCAAAGCCGAUGGGAUCAUCAUCCUGGGGGCCUCGAGGAAAAGCCCAAAUCUCAGUCAGGUCACAAUCGAAGGCAUGGCGAUACCGGAUGACACCAGUUUCAACGAUGAGAUCAGGCAAGACAUCGUUGUAAACUUCGAGAAAUGUUUCCCCUCGUGCGAGAAGGGAAGAUUGAACCAUGGCGAAGGCGCUCAGCAUACAUGGACUGGGAUUCUAGGCAUGACGACGGACUCAGUGCCGUUUGUGGGCAGUCUGAAUGGUCUUCCUGGACAAUAUGUGUGUGCGGGCUUUAAUGGGCAUGGUAAGAUCCCUGUCCCCAUCUUUGUCAUUGCCAGUCACGCUAAGCCACAAAACUAG
Molecule: messenger RNA, 1326 nt
Organism: Diaporthe citri
Lineage: Eukaryota; Fungi; Ascomycota; Sordariomycetes; Diaporthales; Diaporthaceae
Exons: 1
Coding region: 1-1326 (441 amino acids)
Cellular component (GO): cytoplasm
Molecular function (GO): oxidoreductase activity
Source: RefSeq, a predicted model, not a curated record